AUCUUCACAGCUGCGCUUCCAAAACAAACAAAGAAAAGGUUUACUUUCCUUGCUAUUGUUGUCACCUUUCACGUGGUUCUUGUCGUGGCCACCCACCCUUGCAAUUAGUUUUCAGUUCAAAAUUUUGUUUUGAUGCAUGCACUCAUCCAGAUAUUUUCCGGAUUCAAGGAUAAUUUGGCUUAACUGGUAAUUCAAGAGAGAAGGAACAGACGAUGGUUCGAAAGACUUACAGUAACUGAGUGGAAGUUUCCCCGUUUCUAUUUUGGCUGAUCUGUGAUACACUGAAAAGACUUAGAAAACGACUGAACCUGCGUUUAUCGUAUCCAUCGAGACUGAAUUACUAGCAAUGAGUAAUUAUUCAAACAGGAGUGCCGACAACCUCACCACUUCGACGAGAGAACUUACCUCCUACAACUGUCCGUUCUUAGGCGACACAACCGCCAUCAAAGGAGUCAAAAUAUUUUUUUAUUGCCUCGUUCUGCUCAUAGCAGUCAUCGGAAACUCCUUGCUCAUUGGUGUUAUUAAGAGGAACAAGAAGAUGCAAACUGUCACCAAUUACCUAAUUGCUAAUAUGGCUGUCGCAGACAUAUUGACAACGCUAGUAGCUGCACCCCGGCACAUAACUUACACAAUGUUAGAACCUGAGAGGUGGUUGUUUGGCGGAAUAUUUGGCUCAAUCCUAUGCAAAAGUUUGUCUUUCUUUCAAGAUGUCUCAACCGCAGUGUCAAUUUUCAGCAUUUUAGCCAUAGCUAUAGACAGGUACAAAGGAAUUGUAUUUCCAUUACGUGAAACGAAUAUAAGGCCGACGAAAAGCUGUAAAAUUAUCCUACCACUUAUUUGGAUAGUUCCAGCGGGCAUUCAUGUGGUUUACUUUUAUGUGUUUCACACAUUUACACGUGACAAGAAAGUGUAUUGUGUUAUCGAUUGGGGGCCAACAUUCGACGCGAAAAAACCUGUGGAAAUCUACUUCAUUGUAAUGGUAACUUGUGAAAUUUAUAUACCACUGUGUUUAAUCAUAUGGCUGUAUUGCGCCAUCAUCGUGAAUCUCAAACGAAGCGCAAUAAGGAGAAACAGGGGUCCUGCAAGCUGUAGAACUUUGAGAAGAAUAAAGGAGGACAGAAAAGUUGUGAACAACAUCGCUGCAAUUGUCAUUGCUUUCAUGGUUUCGUCGAUACCACUCAAUGUCAUUGGUAUUUUAUAUUAUUUCGUAUGGGAUUGGAAAAUACCCUGCGGCGCUGAAAACUUUACCUUCGCGGCCCACAUUAUUUUUUAUUCCAAUCCUUCAGUGAAUCCGUGCAUAUAUUUCGUUUUGAAUGAUAAAUAUCGCCACGGUCUGGUGAGGCUGUUCAAGACAAUGGUUUUUAUCAAGAAGAUCGAAAACACUGACUCAAAAACGUCCGAAAGAGAAACAUUGAAUCAAAAAACAUGGUCAUCUACUUUUGUUUAAAGCAAUAAAUAUUUCAGCUUGAGGACAUAAAAUUAUCAAAAUUGGAUGAGAACCACUGCGUUGAACUUUGUAAAAAACAUCACCAGAGAGCACAACUUAAUCACCUUUAAGUCUGGCACUGAGCGGUUCAUCAGAAACAAAAUUAUAAGAGAGCUAACGACAAAACCGAGUAAAUGUUUAAUGUUCGCUACGAUCUUAUCGAGCAAUUAGCCAACUCUGUUGACUCCGAUAGCCUGUUCUGUAAACAAACUAACAAAAUUCAUCCGUAUCAAAACAAGUGCGUUGGUGUAGUACUUCAUCUUAUCACAAGUACGAACGUUUAUCGACUGAUAAAAAAAUAAUUAAAUGACGGGUAGAGAAUGAUAAAUAUUUCCGAAAGAAAAGAUGAUUGAAAACGAAAGACAUACCUGAAAAAGGAUUGCUUACUCCUACAUGAGCCCAAACUGCUUGCAAUUUAACU
Molecule: messenger RNA, 1907 nt
Organism: Pocillopora verrucosa
Lineage: Eukaryota; Metazoa; Cnidaria; Anthozoa; Scleractinia; Pocilloporidae
Product: substance-P receptor-like
Biological process (GO): G protein-coupled receptor signaling pathway
Cellular component (GO): plasma membrane
Molecular function (GO): G protein-coupled receptor activity
Source: RefSeq, a predicted model, not a curated record